This is a messenger RNA of Benincasa hispida (wax gourd), 1314 nucleotides long. RefSeq names its product regulatory protein RecX family protein. NCBI's taxonomy places the organism in Eukaryota, Viridiplantae, Streptophyta, Magnoliopsida, Cucurbitales, Cucurbitaceae. Gene Ontology annotation, biological process: regulation of DNA repair. The record is from RefSeq and is a predicted model, not a curated record.
GUGAGAAUUUAUUUCACCCAAUGAACGGCCAUGGCAGUCAGUUGAAGAAUUUUCAAGUUCAAUAGAAGAUUGCAUUUCUAGGGUUUAAAUCUCCGGCAAUGAUUUUUGCGAAUUUCGUCGACUAAUGACAGACAUGGCGGGAUUCAGCGUCCGAGCCUCAAUUCAGCUUCAACAUAGAGUUCUUUCAAUAUCCUGGGUGAAGAAAAGCGGCGUUUUUACUUGCUUGAAAGCCAGAGUGUAUAGCUCAUCAGGUCCUGUUAGGUACAUUCCAAAAAGGUCUUUAAAUGAUAAGAAAUCAAGAACACAUUCGGCACCGGAAAUUGUGAAUGAAAACGAUUUCAGUAGUGGGUUGGAUGUUAAUGCUCGGAGGAUUGAGGUUAAACAUAGGGAUGCAGUACGGAGAAGUAACGUUAAUGAUAAAUUGCAUGAUGAAAAUCAGUAUGAGAAGGAAAACUACUCAGCUGGUGGAAGUAUGCUAGAACUGGAAGAUGAAUUUGAUGACAAUUUGAGCCAUGUUGAUGAUCUCUUGCAAGAGCCUGAGGCAGUAGAUGAGGAGUUAAAUAUUUAUGACAAGAAAUGUUACGAUGGAAAUAAUGAUUUGCGGGGAAAUAAAACCAAGCAAGAUGCUGAGAAAUGUUAUGAUGGAAAUAAUGAUUUGCGGAGUAAUAAAAGCAAGCAAGAUGCUGAGAAAUUGGCAAUUGAAUUACUUGCAACAAGAGCCUUUACUGCAGUUGAGCUGAGGAAAAAAUUGCUUGGCAAGAGGAUCUCUCCGGACACAGUGGAAGUAGUGAUCAAUGAUUUCAAGAGCAGGGGGUUGAUCAACGAUGGUUUAUAUGCCGAAGCAUUUUCUCGUUCGAGGUGGUCUUCCUUCAGUUGGGGACCCAGGAAGAUCAAGCAGGCACUAGUAAAUAAGGGGAUAGGAGGGGAAGUUGCUCAGAAGGCAAUUAAACUGGUUUUUGAAGAUGGUGAAGAAUCAAGUGAUGGAAUGUCAAGUGUGGGAUUGUCAAAGGUUUCAAUGGAUCAUUUAUUUGUCCAAGCCUCGAAACAGUGGAUGCGAGUUCGGGAUGCACCGGAAGAGACUAGAAAAUCAAGAAUAAUUAGGUGGCUUCAAUACCGGGGUUUCGACUGGGGUGUUACUAGAACCAUUCUAAAGAAGUUAGAAACUGAGUACCCUCCUUAGAAUUUUAAUGAAAAAAAAUUCAAGGAUUUGGAGGCUUUUUGACCCUCAUCUGCUUGGGAAAGUAUGGAUUUUGGUUGCUUUUUAUGAUAGCAAAUCUGAUUUCAUUUUAUUUAUAUUAUCGUGUUUCCUUCCCC